CAAAACUGUCUGCAAUAUUCAUAAUUAUCCUGAGGAAAGAUGCAUUUCCUACGUUCUUCAAAAUUCUUCGCGAAUAACAACCUUGUCAAGGUUGGUGUCCUCAACAACAUCAGCCUUAUCCGCCACCUUUAUCCUCCAGAGGUCGCCAUAAUUUCAUGGCUUCUGCAAAGGUUUUCCAGAGAGAAACAGCCGAAAGUGCCAAACAACGCAAAUUGACGGAAGUGAAACGGUAUGUGUUGGAACCGAAGAAAGCCUAUGUUCGAGAUGAUAGGACCAAGUCUGUGCCAGUCAAGCAAGGGUUGCAAGGGUUCAGACCUUCCAUCAAUCCCGACAAAUGGGGAUAUGCGUGCCCUGCUUGCGGGCAAAAGGCGGAUGCGCUGUGGACAGAAAAGCGGAUUCAAGGACGUUCAAACCUGGGGAAACGAGCCAAUACCAGUAGUGUGAUAUCAGAUCUUGGAUUACAGUCCGGUUCUUCUGAUUUUUCCCUGUCUUCCAGUGAAGGAAUUGCAUCCUAUAAUUAUCUGAUGAAAUAAAUUGAGACUUUUGAACGAAAGAACGCUAUAUAUACGCACUGUCACAAACGGGUAUAAACAAAACAAAAACCCUGUUUGACAGAUCCGUCUUAAAAACGAAGCCAUCUGCUGAUCAGAUAAUGACGUAGUGUUUUUGACUGAAACAUCCUUCCUUCUGUGGGAAAAUGAAUGAGUUUGCACAACGAAAAACACACAGAGAAUUUUCAUAAGUUCUUCAGAAAUUCACUAUUUUCCCCUUUUCCAGGGCCUAUUUUUCAAUUCGUGCAAUUGGAAUAAUUAUACGAAGCAAUCCUUCCGUGAAAAAAAAAAAUUGCGACUCUGGAGACAUGUUUCAACGACAAGCAUCUCUGUUUUUAAGUUUUGACUGAUUUUUAAUAAACAAAGACAUCUGAUCAGACAAUGACAAUAUACAUUUCUCAUAAACAGCGUUCAAGUCAAUCAAUUAUUGGUUGAGGCGUCAAAAAAGGUGUUUUCGAAAGUUUUUUUUUCGUAAUUACGUAAAAUCUCAUGACCUGUCUACUAAAUUAGGUUCAAAUAAUGUUCCCUCGCAAUAGUUC
Notodromas monacha is the source of this 1090-nucleotide messenger RNA. Lineage: Eukaryota; Metazoa; Arthropoda; Ostracoda; Podocopida; Cyprididae. The record is from the annotation of a GenBank genome assembly.